Mucor velutinosus is the source of this 1197-nucleotide messenger RNA. RefSeq lists its product as uncharacterized. The record is from RefSeq and is a predicted model, not a curated record. Gene Ontology annotation, molecular function: para-aminobenzoyl-glutamate hydrolase activity; dipeptidase activity. The transcript has 5 exons. Lineage: Eukaryota; Fungi; Mucoromycota; Mucoromycetes; Mucorales; Mucoraceae. Gene Ontology annotation, biological process: folic acid catabolic process. Gene Ontology annotation, cellular component: cytoplasm. Bases 1 to 1197 code for a protein of 398 amino acids.
AUGAGCAACUCUAUCAAGCAAUCGAUUGAAUCUACCAUUGAGAGUAUCGACAAGGAGCUUCGAGAUAUCAGUCUCAAGAUCCACGAAAAUCCAGAACUGGGCGACCAAGAGUUCAAUGCUUGUAAGAUCUUGAGCGAUUACAUGGAGGAGAAGGGGUUCCAGGUGACUCGUGAGGUGGCUGGACUCAAGACGUCCUUCUUGGCCAUAUUCAGCAACAAUGAAUCUGGCAGACGUGUUGGAUUUGCUAGUGAAUAUGAUGCAUUACCUGGCAUUGGACAUGCUUGCGGCCAUAAUCUGAUUGCCAUUCAAGGUGUCGCCUGUGCUGUCAGUAUGAAAGCAUUGAUGGAUAAUAAUUUAGUUCAGGGCACAGUUGUAUUAUUCGGUACACCCGCAGAAGAGAGUAGCAGUGGGAAAAUUAAUUUUGUCAAGGAAGGUCUUAUUAAGAAUAAUGUCGAUGUAGCUCUCAUGUUGCAUCCCAUGGCUCAAGAUAUGUUGUACGGUAGGCUAUUGGCCUUGGACAAUGUUAAAAUUGAAUAUUUCGGUAAACCUGCACACGCUAGUACGGCACCAUGGGAAGGCGUAAAUGCCCUGGACGCCAUGGUACAAGCAAUUACUAGCUUAGGCCUGAUGAGACAGCAAAUUUUACCCACUGACAGAGUGCAUGGCAUUAUUACCAAUGGUGGUGAAGCACCCAAUGUGAUCCCAUCUUACGUUUCUGCCUCUUACUACGUUCGUUCUCUCACCAAAAACCAACUGGAAUCCCUCAAAACUCGAGUAGAGCAAUGCUUCAAGGGAGCUGCAUAUGCUUCUGGAUGUGAAGUCAAGAUGAAAUGGCACGAUAUAGGAUCCAUCGAUGAUGUCUUUAUGAAUGACACCAUGGCAGCCAAUUUCAAGAGCUACAUGGAGAAGGAGGGCAUCACUUACAAGGACCGCACGGAAGAGGAGCAACUUGUCGUGGCAAGUACUGAUUUUGGCAAUGUCAGCUACACUGUGCCUAGCAUUCAUCCCAUGUACGCUAUUCAUACGGAUGCUGGUAACCAUACAAAGGAAUUUACAGACGCCUCCAAGACAGAGAUUGCCCACAAGGAUACGCUUCGUGCAUCUAAAUGUCUUGUAAUGACUGCAGCUGAUGUCUUGACGGACGAUAAUUUAUAUAAGCAAGUGGUUGCAGAUUUCAAAAAGGGAAAGCCUCAAUAA